This is a messenger RNA of Sclerotinia borealis F-4128, 2478 nucleotides long. Lineage: Eukaryota; Fungi; Ascomycota; Leotiomycetes; Helotiales; Sclerotiniaceae. The record is from the annotation of a GenBank genome assembly.
AUGAUUGCAGUGAGCAGACUCAAAGGGCUGAGGCAUCGGAAGAAAAUCGGUACAGCAUUGAUAUUCGCUACUGGGUUCUUGGCCAUUAUAGCUUCGAUCUUGAGUAUUGUUUAUAGGGUGAUCCUCAACAGAACUGUUGAUUAUACAUGGUAUCUUGUUCCUUUGUAUACAGUUAUGACCGCAGAACUGUAUAUCGGUGUCAUUAUUGCAUGUACACCACACAUUGCAAAGUUUAUUCGAAGGUACGAGAAGGCUUUCUCAGAGGCUGGUUCAGUAAUCGCAUUUUACUUGUGUUGCAAACCACUCUCGAGAAAAGGAACAGAGUCGAAGGAAUCUAGAAAGAGUAGUGAGAUAUCUGACACAAUCGAAUCGGCGAGACCGAUGAAGUCUGCGAAAUUAUAUCCGGGUCUCGAUGUUACAACUGUGGGUGGAACCUUUGGGGGAACUGUGGGGGGAACCGAGAUUGAUAGCACGGAUGAAGAGAUUGACAGGGAGCAUUUCGCAGCAGAGCAACACCUAGCGGCGCAAUACCCAGCAGAGGUUCAUUGGGCGGAGCGCCAGAAAGAAAUGCAGGAAAGAUUUUCAAGAGCAAUUGGAAGGGUUAACUAUGAUACUACGGGUCAAUUGCUAUCACCAAGCGAAGAAUCUCGCUACACUUUUGGCUGGACAGACCUUGCGAAGAAGUACAGCCGACCUGUAGGAAAGUUUGCAUCUCUCGACCACCGAGUUCUAGGCGACGGCGGGAAGAGCGGAUUGACACCUAGAGUGCCGGCUUCGAAAUCUGAUGACGGUAAAGGGAAAGAGAAAAGAUUCAACGGCUUCACGACCUUUGAUCUUCAUUCUAUGCAAGCUUUGGCAGCCUUAGACACAAACAUAUACAUCCAUGGCCUCGAGAACCCCAUUCAUCCUUGUUUUGAGAGAAGUAAAUGGGUAGUAGAAAAUGACAUGCCGAAACACAAGGGGGCUAUACCGAUUCUUGGACGAGAGGAAGGAUUUUGGAUGGCGGAUAAUCCUGUUGUCUGGAACCUAUUGAAACCUUGCUUACAGCUAGCAACGCUGAUGUUGCACAAUGAAUGCAAAUAUUCGUGGCUAGACGCACUUUUGAACGUCAACUAUGACGAUGUACCUAAUAGUCCCGAAGGAAUGAAACUACAACGAUUCUUCUCAAGAACGCAUGAGGAAAGGACAAAACAGUUGCCGCAAACCCUUGAAAAGCUAAUUCAAGAUCUAACCAAUGUAGUUAUAUUCGGGUUUAACAGCGGAUAUGAGGAUGUUGAAACUGGUCUACCUAGUCUUCGCACAAGUCGCAAUGCAAUAACAGGAGAUCAUUCCAUGUAUGAUAGGAUUAAGGUAUUAAUUUCCACAGAGAUGGCGCAACCUCUACUAAGAGAUGACUUGACGGAUGCUGAGAAAAUGGGGAAUCGGUUGAGGAUUGCUACUACAUUCGUCCAUGAGUUUGCGAUCUGGGGAGGUCAGCCUACGCCACUCAUCACUCAAAUAUAUAAUCGUGGUGGUCCCGGUCUUCCUAAUCUCGGAAUCAUCAAGACCAGCUGGUUCACUGAUAAAAACAAAGACUACCAAACAUCGAGAAAAGCCCCGCCGCUGAUUCGGAAACCAAAAAGAGGUCAGGUUGAUCGCUUCUACAUAUACGAUUAUUGGCCCGUACCAACAUCGUGGUAUGGAACUCUUCUCACUGAAGCGUUCUGGGGAAAUGUUAGGGAAUUUGGCCCUGAGGCAAAGAAGAUGAGAAUAGAGAAGUUAGGAGUAAGGUUCCUCUCAACGGAGCAUCCUGACGCAAAAGCUCAGAUAGAUGAUGGUGGUAUUAACAUUGGGGGUGGAUGGUCAUAUGGAGCACCUCAAACAAGGAGCCAAACUGAAAGAUUCAGGACUAAGAGCAAAAUAUCAACGAUACUCUCUAAACAACUUGAUGGUGUCAAAGCAAGAGAGGAUCACGAUCCACUAGACCAGUGGAAUGUGAGACCGCCAAUAGUCACGUAUUCAUGUCCUAGGUGGAGCGACAUCGCCGAAUACUUAUUCAAUAACCGUGGACCAUUGGACUUGGGAUGGGAACCAUUUCCCGGAUUCGGGGUAGUAAAACGUAUUGCAACAGGUUGGCCGCCUCUAAAUCCUGGGUCCGAUUCUAUAUCUUGGCCGUCGCCUAUCGGCGAGCCAGACGAAGAAGAUAUAGAUACCUUAGAUAAUCUGAUGUCGGAUCAAGCAGUCCAAGAAGCGCUAAAGUGGCUGGUGCAUCGAUUUGAAGCACAGGAAUUCAACGGCGAGGAUGCGGUGGAGGACUUUCGAGAUAUAAUUUGGGAGACUGUGCGGCGAGAUGGUGCAUAUUUCACACUUGGUCCAAAGAACAUUGUACGUUGUAUUUAUCCCAUAAUGGAUAUUAGAGACGAGAAAGCAAAUGCUUUUACGAAAGAGAGGAUGAAAAUGUUGGAAGAGAGAGCAGAGAGUGCUACAUCCAAGGUUUGA